CUCCAUUGCGCGCAGAGACAGACCAGAAUCCAAAUUGGACAGCGACCCGAGGCGCAUCUUGAGCUGCUUCAUCUGUUCCAUUUUCGUUUUUGGGUGGAAAGUUCGCCUGCUGUCUCCAUUGGCAGGCACUUUUGGUAAUUGCAGUAGUGGAGUCUCAUAUUGAAAACACAAAUGGCCUGUUUGUUUAGUUUUCCAUCAACAGGACUCCAGAAAUUUGGAUUGAGUCCUCAAAGCAGAGUUUCACAUGCGAAAUACGGAGUUUUUACUUUGAGAUCCUCACCUAAAGCUUUUCGUGUCCGAGCUGUGCAAGAGAAUGGAGGAUCCCGCAGACUAGUUGAUAUAAUAAGAACUGUGCCAGAGAUCUCCAGGAACUACUUUCGAAGUCCAUCUCGUAGAGCUCUCUUUGGGGGAAUAUCUUUGUUGGGUGGUUUUUAUGUUGCACAAACUAUAUCUCUGUCAUUUGGAGCUUUAGGGGUCAAUGAUGUUAUUGCUGCAGUUGUGUGUGUUCUCCUGACAGAAUAUGUAACCAAAUUUUAUUACAGCAGACCAAAAGUAACAUUUCCUAUCGCUCUUCUCAACAAUUUCAAGAUGGGAUUCACUUAUGGGCUGUUCAUAGAUGCUUUUAAGCUUGCCAGUUAAUGCCAAACUAAAAUGGUAUUGAUCAAGGCCUUUUUUUGGCAAUGUAAGGUACAUUAUCCCUUUAUGUUGAUAUUUAGAUCAGAAGAUGCAUU
This is a messenger RNA of Argentina anserina (silverweed cinquefoil), 731 nucleotides long. RefSeq lists its product as uncharacterized. The coding region runs from base 172 to 639 and encodes 155 amino acids. The record is from RefSeq and is a predicted model, not a curated record. The transcript has 2 exons. NCBI's taxonomy places the organism in Eukaryota, Viridiplantae, Streptophyta, Magnoliopsida, Rosales, Rosaceae.